UUCAACUCUCACCGAGCGGAGAGGAGGACGGAGGCUCCUUUACGAAGAUGUGAAGAUAAAAACCCCGAGCUACAGCCACCACAGAGCGGCGUGUUUUUUACCUUUCACUCGGGAGAAGAUAUUUUUUAAAUAAAUGCACUUUGUAGCACGACGACAGCGGCGUUUUUCCUCCUCUUGUUUUAUUUUAUUUUUUCGCAUUUGUGCGCGAGCGCUAUGGCAGUUCAGUUCACAUCCGGGCCACAAUGCCUUGACUCCAUUAUUGUCUAAAAACUGGCGGAGAGGGUGAUAAACCUUUUGAUUUUUCGCCGCUAAACACACAUUUUUACUUCGAGCAGUGACGGCUGGAACCGAGAGGAGAUGUCUAACCAAGGAGUUCGGCGGAAUGGCCCCGUGAAGCUGCGAUUAACAGUCCUCUGCGCCAAAAAUCUGGUGAAGAAAGAUUUCUUCCGCCUCCCUGAUCCGUUUGCAAAGGUCGUGGUGGACGGUUCAGGGCAAUGCCACUCAACAGACACUGUGAGGAACACACUCGACCCCAAGUGGAACCAACAUUAUGACCUAUACAUCGGGAAAUCAGACUCCAUCACAAUCAGCGUGUGGAAUCACAAAAAGAUCCACAAGAAGCAAGGUGCUGGUUUCCUGGGCUGUGUCCGCCUUCUGUCCAACGCAAUCAACCGCCUUAAAGACACAGGCUACCAGAGACUAGACUUGAACAAGCUGAGUCCCAAUGACAGUGACACAGUUAGAGGACAGAUAGUGGUGAGCCUGCAGUCGAGGGACCGGAUAGGCACAGGAGGCCCUGUGGUGGACUGCAGCCGACUGUUUGACAAUGAUCUUCCAGAUGGCUGGGAGGAAAGGAGGACCGCGUCUGGACGAAUCCAGUACUUGAACCACAUCACACGCACCACACAGUGGGAGAGGCCGACCAGGCCUGCAUCGGAGUACUCCAGCCCUGGCCGACCUCUCAGCUGCAUUGUGGAUGAAAACACGCCUAUCAGCACGAAUGGAGCCACACCCACCACAGCAUUACCCCCCACCGAAGGUGACCAGCGUGCCCAGGAGAGACGGGUUCGAUCUCAGAGGCAUCGAAACUACAUGAGCAGGACCCACCUGCACACGCCCCCUGACCUACCCGAGGGAUAUGAGCAGAGGACCACGCAGCAAGGCCAGGUGUACUUUCUCCACACUCAGACAGGUGUCAGCACGUGGCAUGAUCCCAGAGUACCAAGAGAUCUUAGUAAUGUGAACUGUGAGGAGCUGGGUCCUUUACCUCCUGGAUGGGAGAUAAGAAACACGGCCACUGGGAGAGUUUACUUCGUCGACCACAACAACCGAACCACACAGUUCACAGACCCGCGCCUCUCCGCCAACCUGCAUCUAGUCCUAAAUCCAAGUCCCAACGGUUCUCGAGGAGGCAUCGAAACACAGAAUGUCAGUCAUCAGAACCAGUUGAAAGAUCAGGCCCAGCAGGCUCUGGUGUCCCCCGCUCAGCUCCCAGAGGAGGCAGAGUGCCUCACGGUGCCCAAGUACAAGAGGGACCUCGUGCAGAAGCUCAAGAUCCUCCGCCAGGAACUGUCCCAGCAGCAGCCUCAGGCCGGACACUGCCGUAUCGAGGUGUCCAGAGAGGAGAUCUUUGAGGAAUCAUAUCGACAGGUGAUGAAGAUGAGGCCGAAGGAUCUAUGGAAAAGGCUCAUGGUGAAGUUCAGAGGAGAGGAAGGGCUCGACUAUGGAGGAGUGGCCAGGGAGUGGCUCUAUCUGCUGUCGCACGAGAUGCUGAACCCAUACUAUGGCCUCUUCCAGUACUCCCGUGAUGACAUUUACACUCUGCAGAUAAACCCCGACUCUGCUGUCAACCCUGAGCACUUGUCUUACUUUCACUUCGUCGGUCGUAUCAUGGGGAUGGCGGUGUUUCACGGACACUACAUAGAUGGAGGAUUCACUCUGCCUUUCUACAAACAGCUGCUGGGUAAACCCAUCACUCUGGACGACAUGGAGUCUGUCGACCCCGACCUCCACAAUAGCCUCGUCUGGAUCCUGGACAAUGACAUCACAGGUGUGCUGGACCACACCUUCUGUGUCGAACACAACGCAUAUGGAGAGAUCAUCCAACAUGAGCUGAAGCCGAAUGGGAAGAGCAUCCCGGUCACGCAGGAUACAAAGAAAGAGUACGUCCGACUCUACGUCAACUGGCGUUUCCUGAGAGGGAUCGAGGCGCAGUUCCUCGCUCUGCAGAAAGGCUUCAACGAGGUCAUCCCACAACACUUGCUGAAGGCUUUCGAUGAGAAGGAGCUCGAGCUGAUUGUGUGCGGUCUGGGUAAAAUUGAUAUCAAUGACUGGAAGUCGAACACACGGCUCAAACACUGCACUCCAGACAGCAACAUCGUGAAGUGGUUCUGGAAAGCCGUGGAAUCGUUUGAUGAAGAGAGGCGGGCACGGCUGCUGCAGUUCGUCACCGGCUCCUCCAGAGUUCCUCUGCAAGGUUUCAAGGCUCUCCAAGGUGCUGCUGGUCCACGGCUCUUUACCAUCCACCAGAUCGAUGCUAGCACCAACAACCUGCCCAAAGCCCACACCUGUUUCAAUCGGAUCGACAUUCCUCCGUACGAGCACUACGACAAACUGUACGACAAGCUGCUCACUGCCAUCGAGGAGACGUGCGGCUUCGCUGUGGAGUGACUCACUGACGACGGCAGCGCUGAGAAACAUCCAGAAGUAACACGGUCAUAUCCUGAUGAGCCUUCUCCUCGCAAACCUGCCGCUCACACGGGAGGGGGGUCACACCAGGUUGCUUCACCCAGGGGAGACUUCCUGGGGACGUGUGGCCGAGCUAAAGAAGGGAGGGAGGGAAGAGAAGACGAGAAAAUGUCAUCAGACUUUUUUAUUUUAAACCCUCCGGCCCUCCUUUAUGUCUUUUUUUUAUUGUUGGAAAGGAUUUCUUCAGCUGCUAAUAACUCAGACUCUUUACUAACUCGUGGAACCUGCAAAAUGUUGCCAGCUCUUCCCUUUUUUUUCUACGUUCAUUUUAGCAUUUAAAAAACAGACUGUAAUCCAUGUAGCAACGCUCCCAUCUUCCCAAACAGAACACAAAGUCAGGCCUCUCUGAAAGAAGACUGCUCUGUCUGGUUUGACUGGUUCAUUAGAGUAAUUAAAGGUUAUCGACACCACUCGGAAACACUACGUUUGGAAGCAGAGCAUGCAGGACUCUGGGUGAUUGGCGCUUCGGGUGCUAUCAGAAAUGCCAAGGCUGAGAAAACAGGAGAUGAAAAACACUGAAUUAGAGCCCGAAUGUUUACAACCCUCUCCAAAGACAGCAGCAGCAUCGUCUGCUACUGAGCCGCCGCCCAAUCACAGACGCUGCAUUCCCACAAUCCCACAACACACGAUCGACAGCUCGUUUUGUUUGAAGAUGAAUACAUGAAUGCAUAGCUUAAAUGUGUUAUUUUUAUAUAACAUGGGGAAAAGAAACAAUAAAAUUCUAUAUAAUAUAUCUAAUUUAUUGCUGUUAUAUUCCAGAAAACCCUCUCUGAUGUCCCAGAUAAACACACCUUUUUAAAUGUUUAAUGUUUAAAUUAUAAAAGACAAGCCGAUUUAAGCUUGACUGAAUCUCACUUUUAAGAAUGCUGUUGUUUAUUUCUGGUCUCAUACUGUACCAGGAGGGGUGUGCAUCUUAAAAGGGCAAAAAUAACUAAAACAAAACAUCCUCUCUGAGUGCCAUAAACGUCUUUGAAUGAGUGAACUUUUGCAGAACUAAACAGACCCUUUAAAUUCUACUGAUUUCAUCCUGGCGCUUCACAAAGUGUUGUGACGUUUAUAGCAGUCCAUUAUCUGUAGCGGGGCUGUUUUAACGUCGCUACCGUUCAUUUUUUUUCCUUUCAGAGGAGUCAGAAAAUCCCACAGAAUUCAAUUUGAGCCAUUAGAUUUAGAAGAAUCACUUCUAACUUCUCGGGUUGUCAUAAAAUAAAAAUUUUUAACUUUGAUGCAAUCCUAGUAAAAACAAGUGAUAAUGAUUUUUCUUUUAAUACCACAGCAACAGAAAUAGAAGUCCUAGGCACCAUCUCCUGUUUUUUUUUUUGUUUUUUGUUUUUUUCCAGCAAUUGCAGGCAAACUCCCACACAAUAUCUAUAAGACACAAAUACACUGGCAGCAUUUGGGUACCGAAACACUGCCAAAGUAUUUGUGCAACUUAGUCACAUCUUCAGCCAUAUUUUGAACCAAAAAGAGUCAAGCAAAAGAGAGAAAGCACUGUCUAAAUCACGCUUAAACAUUGUCCAUUAUCACCAAAGCUGAUUGGGAUUUACAUGGACAGGAUCUCGAGGCACAUCCAAGGGAAGGGGGGUUUCCAGUAUUGCGACAUCAGAAUUGCACCUCUGCUUUUUUUUGCAGAUGAUGGGAUUCUGUUGGCGUCUUUAGCCAGUGACCUCCUGCAGGUAUCAGCGUAGUUUGCAGCCCAGACCAUCCACACUGGAUCUGUUCGAUCUUUAAUUUUCUGCUAUGUAAAUGUCAGUUUCUCCUUGUAAAAAUAAGACAUCUAGCUCUUAUGUUGAAAGCCAUCAAAUAGGCUUGUGUAGCAUUGUAUUGAUGAACCUUAAGCAGCUUUGUGGUAAAAAACUUAAGUCUGUGUUGACAGAGACAGUACAUUUUAAACAUGGAUAUGUUAUUGAUGCACAGCUAUCCUGUAUUAAACAUGCCAACAAGCUCUGCAGUGUGGUAAGAUAUAAUAUUUGUGCAACUUGGACAGUACUCUCUGUCUCUCUCUCUGACUUGCCACUUUAUGUUUUAAAAAUAUGACUGAAGAUCAAAGCAUUUUAAAAGCUUUGUCACUUUCUGAAACUACCAUUAAAAUCGAUUGUAUUGUUUUGAAAUCUAAAUUCUGGCAACCUUACUACCUUCUCUCCAUCCAUGGUGCUUCAAGCAUUAAUCUUUGUCUUUUAUUGACAACUUUAUUCGACGUACUACUGCUUAAAGUGCUCGACACACUACUCGUACUCGUACCAUGAAACAUGUCCAAGAAACCAAGAGCUCUACCUUUCCACAUUCUCAGGAGACUCCGUAUGUAGUCUGUGAUGUCCGCCUGACGAUGAACUAAUUUUAUUUCCUGAAUGUUUCGGGGUGAAAAAGUCUCGUCCCUCAUUAUUUUGCCCCCAUGAAGAGAAAGCAACUGUUGCAUGUGUCCACUUGUGCUUUUGAUUGAAAGGGAACUGAAUGAGACGACUCCUGUUGAAGCCUGCUACAUUUUUAUUUGGAGUGUUUUCUACGAUUAAAAAUGAAAUUCUUGAAUGUUUUCAAAAGAUGCUGCCUGUCUAGCAAUCUCUAUGACCGUGGACUGUUCUUAAUGUUUGCAUACACUACAAAAAAAUGUCAUUUUCUUUCUUUUAUGUAAGACUAAUGUGUAUGCAAAGUGAAAAGUGUCCUCAGAUGGUGCUUUGUACAGUAAUAAAAUAUUGUUCAUAUAUGUGGAUCAAACAACCUGUAAUUUAUCUUUAACUUAAGUAGAUUUUUCUUGAAAUGAAAAGAGGAAUUGCACACAAACGGAGGGAGGUUGCCGCAUGUAGUUGACGGUGACUUCUGUAUUCAUAGGCCUUUUUAAGUCCAGUGCACAAGCUGAUCGCCCUACUGUCCGUUCCUUUAUGUCAUCGCUCAGUGUAGCCGCCUCUCAUCGAAGAACCCAACUUUUUAUUCACAUUGAGAGGGAUACAGCUCCUUUUUUUUAUCUUUAGCAUGAUCCACUAGCAGGACUAUAUCUCUCAUAGCAGACUGAUGCAAUUUGAUGUAUGUUAACACUAUCAUUUUGUAAGAGUAUUUUAUUUUUGUGUGUAAUUAGUUCUAAUUAAACUUGUCUAACAAUGUAAG
This is a messenger RNA of Cheilinus undulatus (humphead wrasse), 5844 nucleotides long. RefSeq names its product SMAD specific E3 ubiquitin protein ligase 2 (gene smurf2). Lineage: Eukaryota; Metazoa; Chordata; Actinopteri; Labriformes; Labridae. Gene Ontology annotation, biological process: negative regulation of BMP signaling pathway; ubiquitin-dependent protein catabolic process. The record is from RefSeq and is a predicted model, not a curated record. Gene Ontology annotation, molecular function: ubiquitin protein ligase activity; protein binding. The coding region runs from base 358 to 2670 and encodes 770 amino acids. The transcript is spliced from 19 exons.